AUGGAAUUAGAAGAAGAAACUAUCUUUACUGUUAUGGAUCUUUGUAAAUUUGGAGUUAAACAAGAAAUACAAGCACAGUAUGGAUAUGGUGAACGUGUCAGGAAAGAAAGAUCUCAGACUUCAUUCCACUGCAAAUAUCCAAAAUGUCCUGCACAUUUUAAUGUUGCAAUCUUGGAUCAAAAUAAAUACAAACUAAUCAAAAUAGUUGAAGAACAUGAUCAUUCCGCCCCAAAUGACAAAAGUCAAUAUUCGUCUGUCUUUUAUCGCAAAUAUUUAGAACAUUACUUCCAAACAGAUGACAAUCAAAGAGCGAUAGCACAGCUAAAUGCAUUCAAAGAUCUUGAAAUUCCUCUUACAGGUCCGUCCAUUCCAGAGAUGUACGCUCAAAAACCACGUGCAAUCAAACGAUUUGCAGAGAGAAUACAUGCUCUUCAAACUAGAUAUUCUCCUGACGAUGUUGUGUCAUUGCAAAUCUUUGUUCAGACAGUACAAGAAGAAUCUCCAGAUGAUCUCAUUGCAUUUGAAGUCUCAGACAAUAAUAUGUGUUUCUAUUACGCGCCUUUUGAAGGCAAAGCUUAUGCGCAUAGUAUCAAGACAUUUCAUAUAGACAGCACCUAUAAAUUGUUGCGAUCAAAUAUUCCAUUGUAUGCAUUUACUGGCAAAAUCAAAGAGUUUCACAUUUUCCCUUUUUAUAUUUCUUUUGUCAACCAGACACUUAUCAAAACAUUCAAGUUUGCGUGUGCGCCUAUCUCAGAUGGGUAA
Molecule: messenger RNA, 762 nt
Organism: Trichomonas vaginalis G3
Lineage: Eukaryota; Parabasalia; Trichomonadida; Trichomonadidae
Product: MULE transposase domain-containing protein
Exons: 1
Coding region: 1-762 (253 amino acids)
Source: RefSeq, a predicted model, not a curated record